Molecule: messenger RNA, 5347 nt
Organism: Aplysia californica (California sea hare)
Lineage: Eukaryota; Metazoa; Mollusca; Gastropoda; Aplysiida; Aplysiidae
Product: pentatricopeptide repeat-containing protein 1, mitochondrial
Exons: 8
Coding region: 144-2834 (896 amino acids)
Biological process (GO): tRNA 3'-end processing
Cellular component (GO): mitochondrial matrix
Molecular function (GO): protein binding; tRNA binding
Source: RefSeq, a predicted model, not a curated record
AAAACUCAACCCAUCGAGGGUCAAGCCUAUAUUAUGCUGGGAGCUCUGUCUUUAUUUAAAUUUUGUCUCUCACUUCCUUGAAGCUCUUGAAGCAUUAGUUGAGACCAGUGACGCUUUUCUGGGCCUUUGAUUUUCUUAACAAAAUGGCUAUGGCUAACUUUUGCUCAAGAAAUUGCUCAAAGUCACUUAAUCUUCUAGCAUGGCAAAUGAAAAGAGGACAGUUUCCAUUCGCAGCUGUGAGAAUUUUCCCCAGUCAUAUAGGAAGAGACCUCAGUAAUGUUUAUAAUCAGGAUUCCAACAGUGCUUCUGGUUCCACGCCUUCUGAGAAGGAUAAUGUUUCACCUCAAAAUGACACUGAUAAUGAAAGUGUCUCAGACGACUUUUCUGAAAAGUCACCUCAUAAACGGUUGCACACUUCUGCUCCAUUACGAAAUCGCAAAGAAAAUCCCAAAGAUUCCAUGAGCUUCUUGUUAUCCCAUGACAAACAAUCGGACAAGCAUUUUUCCAAGAACAAGCAAUACUUUGAACGCAUCUGGCUGUCUCAGCGGCCGGAACUUAAAAACAAUACUAGGCAUACAGAUGCACCAAUUGACCCAGCCCUUCACAGAGGGAAAGAGUUUGUACUUCCCUUGAAUGAUUCUGAUAUAUUCGGGACUUUGAGUGUGAGUGAGAGUGGUGUUUCUUCAUCACAAUCCCUGCCGGUUUCUGACAUCAGGGAUCCAAAUGAAAGAAUUGAUGAACUCUUGCCCCAGGACGAGGAUGCACCAAGAGAUCGCAGACUAAAGAUUCCUUUGACUAGAUAUGGUAGAAUCGGCAAACAGGCAUUUUUCUACACCAGAAAAAUGUCCAUGUUAGGAAAAGAAGGAAAGGUUGAGGAGGCCAUCGCUGUGUUUGAGCACGACAUGAUGAUCAGGGACAGAGUCAUGCCAAACAAACGGACUUUUGUCACUUUGCUGGGGAUACUUGGACGUGCUGGACACACCACAAAAGCUUUCCAGUUGUUCCGAAAGAUGAAGCAGCUGGGCCUUGAUGCUGAAGAUCACAUGUACACCAGCCUGUUCAAUGCUUGCGCCAACUGCCCUUCAAGAGCUGAGGGUCUGCGGAGGGCUCAGAACUUGCUCAACUACUUCCAAGAGAAUGACAUCAAGCCAAAUUUGUUUACUGUCAAGUCCGCCAUGAAGGCAUUUGCUCUGUGCGGUGACUUCCCCCGAGUGUUUGCGCUGAUGGAUGAUGCCGCUCAGCGACAGAGGCUAGACGUUCAAUGUUUUAGCCCGUUACUGAUGGCUUGUAUUGCUGAUAAACGUGCUGGCUUCCGCAGAGCUAUACAAGUUUGGCUCAAGAUGAAAGAAUACGGCAUCACACCAGAUACAAAGAUUUUCAACCUGUUCAUUCGUAGCGCCAGAGACUGUGGCAUCGGGAAACCCUCUGAGUUCCUGGCUGCUCUUGGAAUUUCCAGUCGUGAUCUGAGUCACCUGACUUUGUCUCCUGCCAUGGGGCUUUUGACUGAGAAAUCUGAACUAUUCCAGAGAGUCAGAGACUCAGCUGAUUCAUCAGAAAUUGUUAAACAGGAAUAUUUACGUAAAGAUCGGAAUGCUUUUGAGCUUGAAUCUGCUACAAGAGCUGAUCAGGAGUGGUCUGGAAUUUUAGACUUUGAGCACACUAGUAAUGCUGAUGGUCGAAUAAAAAGAGGAGAAAAUGAAGAUAUUCGUCACUUGGGUUCUGAUGUUGAAACUCAUGUUCCGGAUCAUCUUGAAAUAAUGGGUGGAAGAGUUAAUGCUGAUGACGGAACAGCUAACCUCAAAGAUGCUGAGAAUUACAUUAAUGUCUGUGCAGCAGAGGUUGAUAGAGAUAUUGCAGAGAUGUUUUCUCAGGCAGAUUCUGGGAGAAAUGCAGAAGGAGAGAAAGUGUAUGAAUGGUGGGAGGAUGAAGCAGAUACUUCAAGCUCAUUCGACAGCUAUGAGCACUUUGUCACUGUGACAAAAGGUUUGAGUAAAUCUAGAAACAAUGAAUUGUCUAGCUCUGUAUUCUCAACCCUCUUGUCUCAAGAAGUAUGUUUGAAAGACAUGGAGAAAUCGCUGGUUGCUGGCAUGCCAAAAGAUUUGAGAGAUUUGAACAAGCCAGAAGCACGACUGGCAUUAUUAGGUGGGGUGCCAGAGCUGCUAUCUCAGAUGGACAGGUUGGGUUCGGAUCCUGAUGUGAAAACAUUCACUCAACUUCUUUCCUGUCUGCCCAACACGGAGUCAGCUGAAGUUUAUCUGCUUCUUCAAAUGGAGAGUAGGGGUGUCCGGCCCGAUGUGGACUUGCUAAAUGAUGUCAUGAUGCGGAGGAAUAUGCGGCAUGAGAAGGAAAGUGUGAAGGCAGUACUUCCCAUAAUGUCCAAGCUAAGACUGAGCCCUAACAUGAGAACGUACGCUGCCUUAGCCCUGUCGUGCCGCACAGAGGAACAGGCCGUUCAGCUCAUGGAGGACAUGCGGGCCGCCAAUUUGGAGCCAAGUGUAGAGGUCAUGGGUCACUUUAUAUAUAGCAGUGGUACAAGAUUCAGCUACAAGCGUCGCAUGCUGCAAGUGAUGGAGGAAUUGGGUCACAAGCCCAACAAAGAAAUCAUCUCCAUUCUCGAGAGAUCUUUGGCAAACACCAAAAGGAAAAUUAUUGAAGCUGAGAAGUCUGGCGAAAACAAUUACCUCUUGUCAGACCAGUUCAGGAUUCCAUUCCGCAAUUUCUUGAAUUAUUAUCGUGAGUGGCUGUUGCGUACAGAGCUGAAGAGACCGCCACGACCCUGGAAACCGUCCAAGCCACCAGCUGUGAACGAAGAUGAAAAGUCUUCCUCCAAUUGAGAAAGGACUUUGUUUUGUACCUGUGGUGCUGCUUUGCUUGAUAGAUCUACAUGUCAUGUGAUUGUGAGGUUUUGUGAACUUUCUUGUCCCUGAGAGGCAUAGAUUUGGUGCUUGUGAUGUUUUAAAUUCUAGGGAUCAUUAACCAUUUAACUCCUAGAGCAGCGUUGCAUGGAGUCUAUCGAUUCACACCUAUAGCAGCAUUGUGCUGCGUUUUGAUCGCCGAACGCGUGACAUUGCCAUGGUCUGCAUUUUUUUUAGGUCUAGGAAGAUUGUCCGAUUAGAAUUAACCGAAAAUGAGGUUAUGAAGGAAAGGUAGAAAAGUUUUUUUUUGUUUGAGUUUUUGAAUGGUCGAAAUGACCGAAAAAUGGUGUGUAUGUGUAAAUGUUUAAAGUAAAUAUGGUGAAAUGGAGCGUGCAAUAGAGUUUGAGCUAGGACAAAUCCUUAGUUUGGUGACCGUGGGCUCCCAUUGUUCGUUUCUCACAUGUUUUACCAUUUUCAAGGGCUAAUUAAGAAAAUUACGUAAAUUAAGUAAUGUUUUAUUUUAUAUUUCCUGUCUUGAACAACUUUAUGAACCCAAUAAUGAUAAUAAUAUUAUAAUAAUAAUAAUAAAUGAAUUUAUAACGCGCCAGAAUCCACAAAACCUGCUCGUUGGCGUUUACAAAACACACUCACACACACACAUGCACACACACACACACACACACACACACACACACACACACACACACACACUCACACACACACACGCACUUACAAAAGCUCUAAAGCUCAGUACCACUACGACAUGCAUAAAUGUUCAAAAAAAUUUUAAACAAAAAAACUGACAUAUUUCAGAUAUGGAGUUCCAGCAUUAUAAAUAUACUUUCCUGAAAAACAUUGUCUUCAACUUUGAUUUAAAUUGAUCAAUUGAAAGAGACAUUUUAACCUCUUAAUCCAAAUUGUUCCAAAGUUUUGGGGCACAGAUGGAAAAGGCCCUUUCACCCAACAUUUUUCUGGACCUAGGCGCUUUCUCACUGGCAACCAGUGGAGGGUUUUCAAAAUAUCAUGGGCAUGGUCUGAAAGUUUUCUCAAAGUUACAAACUUGCAAGUCUUGCUGCCCUGUUUUGAAUCUUUUGAAGUCUGGCAAGAGUAGAAUCUGGACUGCCAAGAAGAAGGGUAUUACAAUAAUCAAGGUGACUUAUAAUAAAAGCAUGAACAAGAUUUUUUGUGGUAUUUUCAUCAAUAAAUUUCCUUAUUCUGCCAAUGUUUCUAAGAUGGAAGUGCAUGGUUUGACAAAUUCUGGUGACGUGUUUUCUUUGAAAAAUCAGGGUCAAAAUAAAAGCAAAGGUUUUGUAUGGCACUUGAUUUUUCCACCAUAGCAGUUGCAUUGCCUUGAUCCAAACUCUCAAAUUGUACAUUUGCUCUUAAGUGAUUUGUUCCCAUUAAGAUUAUUUCUCUCUUGUUUAUUGUCAAACAUCCAGUCCUUGAUAUCUUGAAGACAGUUUUGAAAGGUUGAAAUCUGUUGAUCUUCUUUUCCCCGGUUGAUUGGUAUGUGCAGCUGGGUGUCAUCGGCGUACAUGUAAUGUUCUAACUUGUGUUGCUUAACAAUGUCAGACAAUGGAGUUGUGUAGAGUAUAAAUAACACUGGUCCAAGGACUGAGCCUUGAGGGACUCUAUAAUGAAGCUGAACUGACGAUGAUCUCACACAGCCAGCCUCUGGUGUAGAAUUGCCAUGAGAAGAUGUAAGUUGAACUGAUUGGGAUCGGUCUUUGAGAUAGGAUUCCAGUCAUUUGAGUGCAGAUCCACUGAUGCCGAAGUAUACUAUGAGCCGCUGUAAUAAAAGGUCUUGGUCGAUGGUGUCAAACGCUGCGCUCAGGUCAAGCAAAAUAAGGGCUGUACACUGUUUUUGAUCAGUGUAUCGGAUGAUGUCGUUGUGUACUCUAAGGAGGGCAGUCUCUGUGCUGUGAAAUUUUUUAUAGGCUGAUUGACAUUUGGCGGCAAGACCCUCAGCUGAUGAAUACUUUUUGAGACGUGAUGAUACUAGCCUUUCCAAGACUUUUGAUUGGAAAUUGAAAUUGGAGACUGGACGGUAGUUGCUAAUGAGGUUUUUGUCUAAGUUUGAUUUUUUGAGCAGUGGUGUUUCGAGCGCAUGCUUAAAUAUGGGUGGGACAUAAGCCUCUUGCAGACUGCUGUUCACUAUAGAAGUUACUGCUGGUGUAACUUCUGCAACACAGUUUUUUAUCAGCCAAGCUGGAAUGGCAUCUAACAAACAGGUCUUAUUGGUGGAGGUUGUAAGUAUUUUGGAAAUUUCCUCUGUUGUUGCAGGCUGGAAUUCAUUUAAAGAUGAAUUUAAAUUUGCCACCAUUGAUUCAGCUGGAGUUUGACCGAACUCGUCUCUGAUCUUUUUAAUUUUGUUGUUGAAGUGAUCAGAGAAAUCCUCUGCCAGCAUCUGCGCAUCUCUGUGUGGUGGCAGGUUGACUGUAGUUUCAUGAUGUAAGAGGCCUGUAAUUAUAUUAAAAAGUUCUUUAGAAUUG